AUGUCAGCCUCUAACGGCGUCCUUCGCGGCGGCAGCCAUGCUGUAGCAGCGUCGGCCGUCCAAAAUGCCACCACCGAGGCCGAGAUACGCGCAACACUCGCCGCCCUUCACGAACGCGAGGCAGCCAUAACCGCGAGGCUCGAUGCGCUCCUCGAAUCGCAGGCCGACCUGUCGCGGGACCUGGGCAGGCUGGACCUCCUGCGUGCCGGGCUGGGCGCCCAGGUGAUUGCGGCUCGAUCCAUCAGCAACGACAUGCUCUCUACGGCGGCAGACACGGCCGGACGGCUCAGCAAUAGGGUCAAGGAGCUGGAUCUGGAAAAGAGCCGCGUGGAGGACACGCUGGGCGUCGUGGAGCAGGUGGCCGAGCUCAAGGCGUGCGUCAAUGGCGUGGUUGGAUCCAUGGGGGCGCCGCAGGACUGGGAGGCGGCGGCGGCGUACAUUGCCCGCGCAAGCAAGAUCCCAGAGGCCAUCACCAAGGGAGCCUUUGCCGCCAACAUUGUGCCCAGCGUCGAGGUGCCUGAUGCGCCCUGGGUCACGCUGGAGACGGCCAAGGAGAGCCUGUGCGGCCUCUUCCUGCGGGAGUUUGACAAGGCGGCGUCUGAAGGCGACGGCGCCAAGGUGACGAGAUUCUUCAAGCUGUUCCCUCUCAUCGGGAGAGCCGAGGUUGGACUGGAUGUCUACGGAAAAUACGUGUGCCAGGGUGUCGCGGGUACGGCUCGAGCCACUCUCAAGGACGGCAUGGCUGGCCAGAAUCGCAAGGAGGGCAUCAUCUACGCCAACUCCCUGACGAGGCUCUUCCAGCACAUCGCACAGAUUGUCGAGGGCCACGGAGGGCUCGUCGAGAGACACUACGGCGCGGGGAAGAUGGUACGCGUUAUCGAGCGCAUCCAGAUGGAGGCAGAUGUUCAGGGAGGCAUCAUUCUCGACACAUGGGGCGACGAGCGCGGAGUCGACAAGAAGCUGACAGACGUCAAGAGCUAUCCUUUCUCAUUUCUGGUCCAGAGCUUCUUACCACAGCCUCCUCGAGGAGGCAUCCCCAGGAUGAACUCACCUGCGGCAGGCAUGGGAAACAAUCCUCGUAGCAGCGAGGACGAGGGAGUCAACAUGAAGGAGGUUGAUGGCCUGCUGCAUGAGAUCUCCGUCAUGCUUGCGCAGUGGUCAUUCUACACUAGAUUUAUUUCAGCAAAGUCCAUGGACCCAGCGGAUCAAGAUGCACCUCUGAGAUUAGCAGAAUUGCUUGUCAAAUCGAAACUUUACGGCAAGGUGUCUUCUAAACUGAUAUCCCCCUACAACGUCAUGUCUACCUUUUUCUUCCGUCGAUCCGUUGAGAAGGCGUUUCAGCUGGACGAGUACCCCAGUGGCCUGUCCUUGAGUUUGAAUAAACCAAUAGAGGGCAACACUCCCUACAUAAUACUCGCGGUUGAUGAUGUUAUGUAUAUUGUCAACGCCGUGCUUCAGAGGUGCUUAUCCACCUCGCAGAAGGACGUUGUUACUUCUGUCGUUCCAUCGGUCAGUCGAGUCCUUACCGGCGACUUUGUGGGUAUGAUACAGCGCAAGAUGCGCGACGAGUCUUACCCAAAGGCGGCUAUCCAAGGAGGAUUCCCGCCGGAGGAAAAGAUUAUACAAUUCAUUGUUCUCAUCAACAGCUUGGAUAUGGCCAAUGAAUAUCUGGUUAGAAUCAUUCACGGCCGUAUUGGCUCCCCGGAUGGGCCAGCACAACAAAAAGAAGAAAUCGAAGCCUUGCUAAAACAAGCUUUCCCGUUCGAACGCGAUGUGGUGGCUGUCGUGGGCGCACUGCGCGCACUGGAGACGGCGUUUAUUGGAAAGACGACAGAACUGCUUAAUGAAGCAAUUCAGGUCCUAUUUAACCAAGUGGUCAAGCUACGGCUAAGACCGGUCCUCAGCGACACAUUCCGCGACGCCGACUAUACGCUGACUGAGCAAGACAUUGCGGCAAUCGCCCAGGAGAAUGACGAAGCAGAAGGAGCCAUGCUGGAUCAAGUCUCGCGGCGCUUCGAACACGGAUGGGAUCAACUCAUGAAGGCUAUUGGCCGGCUCCUGACGCCGGGUACAUUCAGCAGCCUCAUGGACAUGACAGCGCGUUACCUGUCUCGAAUUCUGGAGAAGAGGAUUCUCGGCUACGGUGGAAAGACGAGCGCAUACGGCGCAAUUCGCAUGGAAAGGGAUUUCAACUCCAUAGUGGACGUGGUCUCGCGAGGCAACUACAGCGUCAAGGAAGUGUUCAGUAGGGUGACACAACUGCUCAUGGUUGCGAACAUGGAAGACGAGGAAUGGGAUGAAAUCUGUGCUCAGGACGGAGAAGACGGCAUCGACUGGGUCCUGACGGAAGACGAAAAGCGAAGAGCGCGGAGUUUGGUAAGAGGUUAA
This is a messenger RNA of Trichoderma aggressivum f. europaeum, 2388 nucleotides long. RefSeq lists its product as uncharacterized. Bases 1 to 2388 code for a protein of 795 amino acids. The record is from RefSeq and is a predicted model, not a curated record. The transcript is spliced from 2 exons. NCBI's taxonomy places the organism in Eukaryota, Fungi, Ascomycota, Sordariomycetes, Hypocreales, Hypocreaceae.